Molecule: messenger RNA, 2763 nt
Organism: Diabrotica virgifera virgifera (western corn rootworm)
Lineage: Eukaryota; Metazoa; Arthropoda; Insecta; Coleoptera; Chrysomelidae
Product: probable 3',5'-cyclic phosphodiesterase pde-5
Exons: 12
Coding region: 303-2597 (764 amino acids)
Biological process (GO): negative regulation of receptor guanylyl cyclase signaling pathway; signal transduction
Molecular function (GO): protein binding; 3',5'-cGMP-stimulated cyclic-nucleotide phosphodiesterase activity
Source: RefSeq, a predicted model, not a curated record
AUUGAAUUUUACUCGUAAAAACAAAUAAAUAAAUUCCGAACAUUGUACUCACAAAAAAACAAGUAGGUAACGUUUUCGUGAAACGGUGUGGUAUUUCGAAGAUUGGGAUCGUUUUUACUGGCGAUACAAUUUUUACCAAAAUUUUCGUAGUCAAGAGUGAUAUGUACGUGGAUUUAUUUUGAGUUAAUGAAAACAUGAUACUGUGGGAAUUAGGUGUAUUGUACUGUAACUGAACGUUAUAAUGUUUAAAUAAAUGCACAGUCGAAAAAUAUAAUUCUACAUCCGACUUUCAAACAAAAACUAUGGUUACAGAAGAACAGGUGUCGGCAUUUCUUGCCGAAAACUCCAAAUUUCUGGAAGAUUAUAUUAUGAAUAAAAUCGAAAUAGAACAGAUUGAACGGUGGAUUAUUCGAAAAUCUAAAAUAUCUGAUAAAACACCAGGCACAACAGUACAAACUCGAAAGACAAGUUUAUCUAAAUGGAAAUUUUGUGUACAUGCUGAUAAGCGUCAAAUGUUAAAAAACUUAACUCAAAGUCUUCAAGCUAAGCCUACCCAAGGUCACGUAUUAUGGGAGUUAGCCACUUGUAUAUCUUCCGCAGUCAAGGCAGAUGGAUUUAGAUUAUACGUUAUCGAUAAGGAAAACCCUUCACAGUUACUUCUGUACCUAGCCACCGAAGAAGAUGCAAAUCAUUCUCCAAAACUAAGAGUUAUUAAAAACAAUGUAUCUAUUCCGGCCUAUGUGGCAAAAACCCACGAAGCCGUAAGAUUUUCUAGAGGAAAAUCUGAUUCCAGAUUUCCAGACACGGUUGUCAAAGAGUUACAGAAUAAUAUAGCACAUAUUCAAUGUCAGCCAAUAACGCAAUCGGAUGGAAAAAUGGUAGGAGUUAUUGAAAUGUGGCGAAUCGAUUCCAAUAACCCCUUCUAUGAAGAAGAUGAAGAGAUCGCUAAUAGUUAUUUAGUUUGGGGAGGAAUUGCUCUUCAUUACGCUCAACUGUACUUGAAUAUGAAUCAACAAAAAAAAUUAAAUGAGUUUCUUCUGGCUGUUGUCAAAUCGAUUUUUCAAGAUAUGGUAAGCAUAGAUAGUUUAGUAAUCAAAAUAAUGAAUUUUGCCCAUCGACUGGUAGAUGCAGAUCGGGCUUCCUUAUUUCUUGUUGACUCAAAACGUAAAGAAUUAUACGCUACCAUCUUUGAUGUAGGAAUAGGAGACGAGCCAGAUCACGAUCCUUUAACAUUAGGUGAGGAUGACAUGCCAGUUAAACCAACCAAGGAAAUUCGUUUUCCACUAGGAACGGGAAUUGCCGGACAAGUGGCAUUGACUGGUGAAGUACUUAACAUCAAAGAUGCUUAUGCAGAUCCACGAUUCAAUAGAGCUGUAGAUCAGCUAACAGGAUAUCGGACACAAACCAUCCUUUGUAUGCCUAUUUAUAUUCAAGGCCAUAUUAUUGGUGUUGUUCAAAUGGUUAAUAAACACAAAGGCAAUUUUACAAAGAAAGACGAAGAAGCGUUUGAAACGUUUGCCGUAUACUGUGGUUUAGCACUCCAUCAUGCAAAGUUGUACGACAAAAUUAGAAAAUCACAACAAAAAUAUAAGGUAGCAUUAGAUGUUCUAAGCUACCACAAUACUUGCACGGAAGAAGAAUAUAAUGCUGCACUUAAAACCAAACAGCACGGCAAAAUGGUUGGCAUCGAUAACUACUACUUUAAUUCAUUCGAUAUCCAAGACUUGGAAAAAACCAAUCAAGCGAUUCAUAUGUUUAAUGACUUAUUUGAUGCUAGUCUAUUUGACCAGACUUGUCUUUUACGAUUUGCUCUUACGGUGAAGAAAAAUUAUCGAAGAGUACCUUACCAUAAUUGGACUCAUGGAUUCUCAGUUGCUAAUACCAUAUACUGCAUCUUAAAGCACUCUAAGAAAAUAUUUACCAGGAAUGAGUGCUUAGCCUUAUUCGUUGGUGCAUUAUGUCACGACUUAGACCACAGGGGGAAGAAUAACAAGUUUAUGUUGGAUACCGAAUCACCUCUGGCAGCGAUCUAUUCAACCUCUACAAUGGAACACCAUCAUUUUAAUCAAACUGUUACGAUACUUCAACAAGAAGGGCAUAACAUAUUCAGCAAACUAUCACACACUGACUACAAACAAGUAUUAGAUCAUUUGAAACAUUGCAUUCUGGCAACAGAUUUAGCCUUAUUUUUCCCAAAUAGAUCAAGACUUGGUGAGAUCGUUGAGAAAGGAUCAUUUUCCUGGAAUAUCACAGAACACAGACGUCUUAUACAGGCCAUAGCUAUGACGGGUAGUGACUUAAGUGCAAGUGCAAAACCGUGGGAUAUUCAGGUUAAGACUGUUGAGGUAAUAUUUGAGGAAUUUUAUGACCAAGGAGACGAAGAACGAAAGGCAGGUAGACCUCCCAUUCCAAUGAUGGAUAGAUACCAACCAGAUCAACAACCAACAAGUCAAGUUGGAUUUAUAACGGGUAUUUGUAUACCAUGUUAUACACUUCUCUCUACGAUCAUUCCUGAAACAAAGUCUUUACUGGAUAUGUGUUUGCAAAAUCUAGAUCAUUGGAAGAUGAUUGACGCUGACGUGACACAUAAACAAUGACGUUUCAAUAAAUGGGUUAUUUUUAACCUUUCCUACGAAAGAUAACAGAUUGAAUAGGUGUUUUUUUAUUUUGAAAUGUUUCACAUUUUUUGUUGUUAAACUGUCACAGUACACAUUUUAAAAAAAAUGAAGUUACUUUUAUAAUACACAUCUGUUGAAUUCCAAU